This is a messenger RNA of Salvia splendens (bonfire salvia), 330 nucleotides long. RefSeq lists its product as uncharacterized. The transcript has a single exon. The record is from RefSeq and is a predicted model, not a curated record. Bases 1 to 330 code for a protein of 109 amino acids. NCBI's taxonomy places the organism in Eukaryota, Viridiplantae, Streptophyta, Magnoliopsida, Lamiales, Lamiaceae.
AUGAAGCACACUAGAGCCCGAAACGUCAUUGAGCGUGCAUUCGCCGUCCUUAAAAUGAGGUGGGGCAUUCUCCGGAGUUGCAGUUUCUAUCCGAUACAAGUUCAGAUAGGGUUGAUAAUCGCAUGUUUUUUGCUACACAACUUCAUACGAGGUGAGAUGGCAGUAGACCCAAUAGAAGAGCUGAUCGACGGACAAGCUGGUUGCGAUAUGGAUAACGAAGAUGCUGAGGACGUUGUUGAAUACGUCGACAGUGUAGAAGCAACUACUGCAUGGAAUAGGAUGAGGGACGAUCUAGCAGCUUCAAUGUGGGUUAAUGCAAAUGCAGCGUGA